Molecule: messenger RNA, 4476 nt
Organism: Protobothrops mucrosquamatus (brown spotted pit viper)
Lineage: Eukaryota; Metazoa; Chordata; Lepidosauria; Squamata; Viperidae
Gene: ARHGEF11
Product: Rho guanine nucleotide exchange factor 11
Exons: 43
Coding region: 1-4476 (1491 amino acids)
Biological process (GO): G protein-coupled receptor signaling pathway; intracellular signal transduction
Cellular component (GO): cytoplasm
Molecular function (GO): guanyl-nucleotide exchange factor activity; G protein-coupled receptor binding
Source: RefSeq, a predicted model, not a curated record
AUGAACAUGCGCCCCCCUGCCCUGGACAGACGCGCCAGUAAACGGCACCCUCGCUUGCCCAGCCCCAUUGCGGCCUGGUUGGGCUCCCUGUCUUCCUUGGGCGACUCGGCACUGGACCGGCGGUCGAGCAGCCAUCAUCGCCAGCCGUCCGACUCCGGCGAGAGCACAGGUUUGGUCCAGCGCUGCGUCAUCAUCCAGAAAGACGAGCAUGGCUUUGGCUUCACCGUCAGCGGGGACCGGAUUGUCCUGGUACAGUCCGUUCGGCCAGGUGGAGCUGCAAUGAAGGCCGGGGUGCAAGAAGGUGAUCGGAUUGUCAAGGUGAACGGGACCGUGGUCACCAACACCUCCCACCUGGAAGUGGUGAAGCUCAUCCGAUCUGGCGCUUACGUUGCUCUCACCCUGCUGGGCUCCCCUCCUUCGUCUUCGGGCUUCCCGGGAUCGCAGCAUGACCGGCAACAGGCGGGGACCCCGCAAAUCACGUGCACGUACCCACCGCCCCCGCCACCACCACCACCGCCAUUGCCGCCGCCUGCCCACCGUGUCACCGCUGGGCCAAAGCCACCACAGGACCCGGAAGUGCAGAAACAUGCGACGCAGAUCCUCAGGAAAAUGCUGCAGCAGGAAGAGGCCGAACUGCAGCGAUGUUACGAGAUCUACAGCCAGAAUCCGGCUUCUUUGCUGGAGGAGCAGAUCGAGGGAGGACGGCGGAGGGUCAGCCAGUUGCAGCUCAAGAUUCGGCAGGAGAUGGGAGAGCUGGGGGAUGUCCUCCGGCUGUCCAGCGAUUCCAGUUCUCUCAUCUCCCGGACGACGGACGGAGGCCUCUCGCUCGACUCCCAGGAUGGCGACAGCGGCCUGGACUCGGGCACGGAGCGCCUCCCUUCCGUGAGCGAAAUCAACCGGAACUCUGUCGUUUCCGAUCCUGGCCUAGACAGUCCUCACACCUCGCCCGUUGCCGCCUCGCGGCUGUUCUUGCACCAUCGACGCCAAGGCUCCGACACCCCCUUCUCGCCCCCCGCAGAGCAGAGUUUGGAUCACAGGCUGCAAACUUCUAUCAUUGGCCCGGAAGAGGAUUACGACCCAGGAUACUUGGACAACGAGAACGACUCUCUGUUCCAAGACUUGGGGAAGCUGAAGACGCGGCCAGCCCACCUCGGAGUUUUCCUGCGCUACAUCUUCUCUCAGGCAGAUCCGAGCCCCCUGCUCCUGUAUUUGUGCGUGGACGUUUACCUGCAGAUGAGUCCCAAAGAAGCCCGGGGGCUGGGCAAGGACAUUUGGCACAUUUUCCUGGACAAAACUGCGCCCCUGAGGGUCAAGGUCUCCGAUCAGCUGUUGGCGGAAAUCGACUCCCGCCUGCGGAAUGGAGAGGACGCCCGGAGUGCAUUCCUGGAGGUUCAGGAGGCCACCAUGCCCGAGAUCCAGGAGCAGAUCCAAGAUUACAGGACGAAGCGUACGAUGGGCCUUGGGAGCCUGUAUGGUGAGAACGACCUGCUGGACUUGGACAGGGAGCUCCAGAAGGAACGCCAAGUGGCCGAGAAGCAGAUGGCGCAGCUGGGGGACAUCCUAUCCAAAUAUGAAGAUCGGAGCUCCUCCAUGAGCUUUGCCCUGAAGACCUACAUGAUCCACAUGGGCAUCUACCCGCGGGAGACCCGGCCGGCCAGCGUUGUGGAGAAGUCCCAGGAGAAGGACAAGUGGCUACCUUUCUUCCCCAAGACCAAGAAGAGCAGCAGCGGCAAGAAGGAGAAGGACACCGCGGUGGAGGACCGAAAGCGGAACCCCAUCCUCAAGUAUAUCGCCAAGCCCAAAAGCACCUCCCAGAGCACAUUUCAUGUCCCCCUGUCCCCUGUUGAAGUUAAGCCAGGCAACGUGAGGACCAUCAUCCAGCAUUUUGAGAACAGCCAGACCCACGAGGGCCAGGAAGCCGGCCUGCAGCGUCUUUCCACGGGCAGCUUCCCCGAAGACCUUCUCGACUCGGAGAGUUCCAGGGCCGAGGUCCGGCUCGGCCGGUCGGAGAGCCUGAAGGGGCGGGAGGAGCUGAGGCGACUGCGCAAGGCCGAGAACGUCCCCCGUUCCCGCAGCGAUGUGGACAUGGACGCUGCCGCCGAGGCUGCUCGGCUCCACCAGUCGGCGUCGUCCUCCGCCUCCAGCCUCUCCACCCGGUCCCUGGAAAACCCCACCCCGCCCUACACUCCCAAAAUGGGGCGCAGGAGCAUCGAGUCUCCCAGCCUGGGCUUCAGCUCGGAGGCCCUGCUGCCCCACUUGCUGGAGGACGAGCUCGGCCAGUUCUCGGACCUGGAGGGAGAGCUGGACUCCCAAAACUGGCAGCACACGGUGGGCCGGGAGGCGGCCGCCCAGCUGGCACAGCGGGAGAUCGAUCGCCAGGAGGUCAUCAAUGAGCUGUUCGUGACCGAGUCUUCCCACCUGCGGACGCUGCGCGUGCUGGACCUCCUUUUCUACCAGCGCCUCCGGAGGGAGGGGCAGCUUUCCCGGGAAGAGCUAGCCCUGCUCUUCCCCAACCUUCCGGAGCUGAUCGAGAUACACAAUUCCUUGUCGGAAUCCAUGAAAAGGCUGCGGGAAGAAGGGCCGGUGGUGAAGGAGGUCGGAGACUUGAUGCUUUCACGGUUCGAUGGGGCGGCACUUGAGGAGUUCCAGCAAGUGGCGGCCGAGUUCUGUGCCUACCAGUCCAUGGCGCUGGAGCUGAUCAAAACCAAGAAGCGGAAGGAGACGCGCUUUCAGCAAUUCAUGCAGGAGGCCGAGAGCCGCCCGCAGUGCCGCCGCCUGCAGCUGAAGGACCUCAUCAUCGCCGAGAUGCAGCGCCUGACCAAGUACCCCCUGCUGCUGGAGAACAUCCUCAAACACUCCCUGGGGCAGACUCCGGAGUACCAGAAGCUCUGCCUGGCUCGUGACCACUGCCGGGAGGUCCUCAGGUACGUGAACGAGGCGGUCAAGCAGGCGGAGAACCAGCAGCGCCUGGAGUCCUACCAGAAGCGCCUGGAUGCCACCUCGCUGGAGCGGAGCGGCAAUCCCAUCGCAGCCGAGUUCAAGAACCUGGACCUGCGAGGACGCCGGAUGAUCCACGAGGGCCCCCUUGCCUGGCGCAUCAGCAAGGACAAGACCGUGGAUCUGCAGGUGCUGCUGCUGCAGGGCCUCCUGGUGCUUCUCCAGCGUCAGGACGAGCGGUUGGUGCUGAAGUGUCACAGCCGGACGGGGUUGGGCUCCUCGGACAUCAAGCAGACCUUCAGCCCCGUCCUGAAACUCAGCUCCGUCCUCAUCCGCUCCGUGGCCACCGACAAGCGCGCCCUGUUCAUCAUCUGCACCUCGGAGCUGGGACCCCAGAUCUACGAGCUGGUCGCCGCGAGCUCCCUGGAGAAGAACACGUGGAUGGACCUCUUAGAAGAGGCGGUGAAGAGCGCCACGCAGAAGGCCACGCUGCCCAACCAGCACCAUGCCAAGGAGCUGCGGCCCCCCCGGCCGGCCCCAACCAGCUUCAUCUUCCAGGACGCCGAGGAACAACCCCCCCCUCAAAAGCCUCCCUACCUGGAGAGCAUGGCUGAGUCCGCCUUGGGGGACGUGGAGACCCUACGGAGGCUUCUCCUGCACAGCUUCCUGCCCCGCCAGGACUCCGAGCCGGACGACGACCUGACCCCCACCCCGUCAGGGCUCAGCCACAAGCGGCCCCGGGGCUCGGCGUCUGCCAGCCAAGAGCAGCCCCCUCUCCCUGGCCCUCCGGAGCCGGACGUGCAGGAGGGCCUGACCGGGCCCCCGUCCUCACGCCCCACAAGCGAUCCCGGGCCGGGCGGGGACCAGGAGGCGACGCCCCCCCCUGCGGCCCUGGCAGACGACCAGCAGUCUGAGACUCCGAGCGGCUACCUGGUGGUGCGGAAAGCUGAGGUGGAGGGCAGUAAAAGUGCUCAGCUCUCGAUGGCGAAAGACAGCCAGGCGGGCAUUGACGCCGGAGGCCCCCCUAAUGCAGAUGGAAACUGUUUCUACUUAAGCCUGCCGGCCGACUUCGAAAAGCCCCAGGCAGGUGCCAAGAGUGCCGGGGAGACGGUGGACGCUCUGAGCCGGGCACCCUCCUUGCCUACGGCGGUGCCUUUGCCCGGCUGCCAGGAGAGCACCAGGGAGACCCUGGCGAGGGGGCUGAGCAUGGCAGAGUUCCCGGCAUCCAGCCAGGGCAUGCAGGACGUGGAGGCCAUCUUCCGGACAAUAGAGCAACUCACGCGCAAGCUGUGCAAACUCAAGGACGUGGAAGGGGCAUACCAACAGCUGCUGCUCCGGCACCCCACCACACAAGCCACUCCUGGACAGGGACGCGCAUCCCCGGAGCUGAGCUGGAUGUCGCCCAGCACCCACCGGGGGUCCAGAGCCAGCCGUCCCUCUCUGCCCUCCUCCCCACAGUCUCCAGUGGCUGCCAAGCCUGACAUGAACGGGCUCUCUCUCACCCUGCCGGAAGACGGCUCCCAGGAAGUGACCCUGUAG